CUGUGUUUGACCUCCUUGCACUUCAUCUGGCGGUUGUGGAUUGGCGGUGGUUGUGUGUGGUAGCGGUUGACUAACAAGCGAACGACGAGGUGUCAUUGAUGUGGCCCGCAGCGCUCCACAAAUGAAGGUGCAUAGGCGUUAAUUGCUCCACGCCUAUUACGUAUUACUUGCGCUUUGUGGCUAUGUACCCAGUCUUGUCUGACGACUCACUGCUUGCAAGUUAGUCGCUUCACCUCUCCGACAACCUUGUCUCGUAGGUUAUGUCGCUAAAAUUACGAGCUAAACGCAGCAAAAAGUCGCCUUUAUGGCCUACGAUGUGACAGAGUCCGGUCCAAAGCAGCAGGGCUCGACCACUCCAAAAAAUGCUGCAGCUCGCUUGGUCAACGCAUACUGGGCCUCAGGCGUGGCGCUUAUUGCGACUGCAGCCUUCCUGUUUAGCUGCACCAGCCUAGCAGUAAAGCUGCUUGGCGAUGAGGUCCCAACAUUCCAAGUGGUUUUAGUGCCUGGCGUCAUUUGUUUCAUCGCGAACAGCGUCCUAGUACAGCUUUAUGGUCUAAGCGUCCGAAGCAAGUCAUGGCGCAUCGCCGGGCUUACUCUGCUGCGUGGCCUGCUGGGUGCGACGAGCAUCAUUUGCUUCUACCUCGCCAUUGACCUGCUGCCCCUGCAAGAUGCCGUAACACUCUUCUUCUGCAGUCCCGUCAUCGCAGCCCUGCUCGAACCGCUUCUCGUUCCCGAACCGCCCGGAGGGGUCCGCGCGCAGGGCGGCUGGGCGGGCGCCGCCGCCACCGCCGCCACCGUGAUUGGGGUGGUGCUUGUGGCGCAGCCCGAGAGUCUCUUCCACGGCGGCCUGCCAACGCUGCCGGCGCCCGCGACCGCAGCCUCCGCCUACCCCGCCUUCCCUGCUCCGUCGCCCUCCUUUCCUUCCCCACAUGGUGGUGCAGCAGGGGUUGGCGCAGGAUGGGGUGUAGCAGCAGCAGCGGCGGCAGCAGCAAGAGCAGCAGCUGCAGCUCCGCAGCAGGCGGGGGUGCCAGGUUUCCUAGCGGGCCUUGCUCCAGCAGUUGGAAGAGGAGGAGAAGGGCGGUGGGCGGAGAUUGGGCUAUCAGG
This is a messenger RNA of Astrephomene gubernaculifera, 1104 nucleotides long. The record is from the annotation of a GenBank genome assembly. Lineage: Eukaryota; Viridiplantae; Chlorophyta; Chlorophyceae; Chlamydomonadales; Astrephomenaceae.